AGAAGUGCAAAACAAUAGACGAUCUACAUGGACCUAGUUUGGCCACGACGGUGUAUUGGCUGUUCGUGCGUGAAGGGAUAUGCAGAUAAGAGCCAUGCGAUGCAGGUUGAACACAAGAAACUGUACGGGCCCAUCUGGCGCUCGCGGUUCGGCCCGUUUGAUGUGGUGAACGUGGCGUCUCCAGAGCUUAUAUCCCAGGUGAUCCGUCAGGAGGGCCGCUACCCGGUCCGGACAGAGCUGCCACACUGGAAGGAGUACCGCGAUAUGAGGGGACAGGCCUAUGGACUCCAUGUGGAUAAAGGCCCACAGUGGUACCGUAUCCGUAGUGUCCUGAAUCCAAAGAUGCUGAAGCUAGCGGAGGUAUCUGCGUACGCGCCUGUCAUCCACCAGGUGGUAGGGGACCUGCUACAGCGUAUUGAGAGGCUCCGCCUCCGCAGUCAGGACCACACCACCGUACCAGACCUCGCCACAGAGCUCUACAAGUUUGGCUUUGAAGGGAUCUCUUCCAUCCUGUUUGAGACGCGGCUGGGUUGUCUGCAGGAGGAGAUCCCUAAGGACACGCUGAAGUUCAUCGCUGCAGCCAACGACAUGCUAACCCUGUCUGAGACCGUCCUCUUCCUCCCGCUCUGGACACGCAACGUCCUGCCCUUCUGGAAACGAUUUAUCCAAGCCUGGGACGACCUGGUGGCUGUAGCUCAGCAUCUCAUUGACCAUAAGUUGGCGCAGAUGGAUGCCCAGGUGCUGGCUGGGAAGCAGGUGGAGGGGAUGUAUCUCACCUACCUGCUGUCCUGUGAUAAACUGACCCUGGGAGAGGUGUACAUCAGCAUCACAGAGCUGUUGCUGGGCGGAGUGGACACGACGUCCAACACCUUGUCGUGGGCAUUGUACCAGUUGGCUCGCGACGCUGCGUCUCAGGACAGGCUGUACCGUGAGAUCAUGUCUGUGUGUCCGGGAAGACAGCAGCCCAGAUCAGAGGACCUGAGCAGGAUGCCCUACCUGAAGGCUGUCAUCAAGGAGACUCUGAGGAUGUACCCUGUAGUUCCAGGGAAUGGCCGUCUAACCGUAGACAAUGAAGUUGUUGUGGACAACUACUGGUUCCCAAAGAAGACCCAGUUCCAUCUGUGUCACUAUGCUGCCAGUCAUGACGAGGGGGAGUUUGUGGAUGCAGAGUGUUUCAGGCCUGAGCGUUGGCUGAGAGGGGAUCCAGAGUCGUUCCAACACCACCCCUACAGCUCUAUACCCUUCGGGGUGGGCGUGAGAGCCUGUGUGGGCAAGAGAGUGGCAGAGCUAGAGAUGUACUUUGCCCUCUCCAGGCUGAUGCAGCAUUAUGAGAUCCAGCCAGAGGAUGGGGCCCCGACCACAGAGCCCAAGACUAGAACACUGCUCAUCCCGUCCAAACCCAUCAACCUGCGCUUCCUACCCCGAGCCUGAGGAGGGUGCCAGGGAGUUAUAGAAAGGGAUUGACAGGAGGGUGUUGUGAUGUGGUAACCUCCAGUCCCCUAGAUCCCCUUAAACAUAGCCGCAGUAGUAGUUUGGGUGGGGGGAGGGGAUGCUGAAAAAUAACUUUUGUUCGUGCUAUAGACAGCUAUAUCGGUCUGCUAAUACAGGACUAGUAAAGGCCCAGUGCACUACUUUUGUGAAGAAAUUAUAUUUUCAAAAACAUCUUUUUUUAUUCUUUUUUUAAUGCAGAUUUGUCAUGGGGUGCUGCAGCACCCCUAUUUCCUGUGGCUAUGCCCUGAAAUCAAAUCUGAUUCAUACCAGGUUAUUCGGAGGUGUAUAACUGGGGCCUUUGCUCUGUUGACCUUUACUAUGAAGCUAAUACAUAUAGAUUAAUCUGCCCUGUAAUAAAUGCACAUUGGUGUUAAGGAGAAAUGUAUCACAGAGUGUGUGUGAAGGGCAUUCUAAUAUA
Messenger RNA from Salvelinus namaycush (lake trout), 1909 nucleotides. Its product is annotated as sterol 26-hydroxylase, mitochondrial. The transcript is spliced from 9 exons. Gene Ontology annotation, biological process: glucocorticoid biosynthetic process; cortisol metabolic process; C21-steroid hormone biosynthetic process. Lineage: Eukaryota; Metazoa; Chordata; Actinopteri; Salmoniformes; Salmonidae. Gene Ontology annotation, molecular function: heme binding; monooxygenase activity; oxidoreductase activity, acting on paired donors, with incorporation or reduction of molecular oxygen. The coding region runs from base 28 to 1431 and encodes 467 amino acids. The record is from RefSeq and is a predicted model, not a curated record. Gene Ontology annotation, cellular component: mitochondrial inner membrane.